AUGGCCAGCACCGACCGAGUCGCACAUCGCGGCCAAAGGGCCAGCGCCGACAACAACGGCUCGGCACUCGCGUCGUUUUCGGCCUUGGACGCCGACGUCGACAUGAGCCACGGCAACGGUGUCACGACGGACAGCGCCGGGCUCUCGUCCUUUUGCGCCUUUUUGGAUGACGACGACUGCAUGGGCAUCGACGACGAUGACACCACAGCGUAUGCGCUCCUGGAGACCUGCGUGAGCCUCGACGUCGACACGGGCUACGGCGAUACCAUGCUCUCGACCGGCCUCUUUCUCUUCGACUCGUCCGUCUAG
Saprolegnia parasitica CBS 223.65 is the source of this 309-nucleotide messenger RNA. RefSeq lists its product as hypothetical. The record is from RefSeq and is a predicted model, not a curated record. The transcript is spliced from 2 exons. The coding region runs from base 1 to 309 and encodes 102 amino acids. NCBI's taxonomy places the organism in Eukaryota, Oomycota, Saprolegniomycetes, Saprolegniales, Saprolegniaceae.